AACUGUGAGAAAUGCUCAAGAAGUUCUCUGUACUUGAGAAAGUGUAGAAAUUAGCGAGAGACGGCCAGCAGAGCUGAUCGGAAGCUUUUCAGAUGUUACAGAGGAAGGAAAGAAGAGAACUUUAAUGGAACUUGCAGAGAGGUUUCCUUCUCUAUAAAAGGGAUUAAUCAAUCGACCGCAAUCCAGGGCAAGGAACAAAGAUAAUGACUCUGGUUGGGCCCAUUUUUCGGUUCUGGCAACGUAGAAGAGCUUCAUGACACCUUCUGGUAUUUGGGGCAACUUUUCAGAAGCAUCUUUGGGUGCACCUGAAACAGAGGAUUUCUCCAACUGAUUUCAUUUGUGGAGAGGAACAUGCCUCUCUAUUCUUCAAGCCGAAAGAGGGUUAGGGAGGAAAAAGCUGGGCCUUCUAGGAUUGCUUCUUCUUCUAAUGGUGGUGGCUUUAAUUUCAACAUGUUUUUGAGUUUCAGAGGCAAAGACACAAGAGGCCACUUCACCAGCCAUCUCUACAAGGAGCUGAACCAACGCUGUAUAUCUGCCUUCUUCGACAGUGUGGGCCUCCAAAAGGGUGAAAGGAUCAGCGAGAUCUUGGGAUACAUGAAGGCAUCCCAGGUUGUCAUGUCCAUCUUGUCCAAGAACUACGCCAAAUCGAAAUGGUGUCUGCUCGAGGCUGCCAAGAUGCUGGAAAUUCACGAAGAUGAUAAGGAGAAUAAGUGGAUUAUACCUGUCUUUCUUGAUGUUUCUCCUUCUGACAUCAAAGAAGAUAGUGGAUCAUUUCAAGUUUCUAUUACAGAAAACCAGAAGAAGGUUAAUUUGGACAGGGAACAGACUGAAAAGUACAGAUGCGUCUUGAGAUCAAUAGGGCCAAUUGCUGGAUACUCUCUCAUAACUGACGCAAAUGGGGAUGAAGCAAGGCUAUGCACCAUGAUAUGUGACCGGAUUUCGAGCAUAUUGAAGCAGGUACUGCUUGGUGUGCAACCUAUUGGGAUUGAUUCUCAAAUAAAUGAGGUGAUGAUUAGGUUGGAAGGAGAAACCAAUGGCAUUAACAUAGUUGGAAUUUGUGGAAAAGGUGGCAUUGGGAAGACAGCGAUUGCAAUGACCAUCUUUGAUAAGCUCUCUCAUGAAUUCAGAUACACCAGCUUCAUCUCAGACAUCCGGGAAGAAGCCAAGAAGCACAAUGGGAUUUGCUUGCCACAAGCCAAGCUCAUUUCGGAUAUCUCAAAAGAGACAAGUGUGGUUAUAGACACGGUUAAUAAUGGAAUUAGUGCGAUCAGACGAAAAUUUGGAUGCAAGAAAGUGCUCAUAGUUCUAGAUGACAUUGAUGACACUAAACAACUUGAUGCAUUGGUAGGUGACCAAGUACAUGUAAAACGAGAGCAUGUAUUUGGUGCAGGAAGUAAGAUUAUUAUCACUACAAGGAACAGAGCCCCACUGAUUGCUCAUGGUUUAGAAAUUUACUACCCCAAGGAGCUAAAAUAUCCUCAGUCACUUAAAUUAUUUUGUCUCCAUGCCUUUAAAGUUAGCCCACCAACAUCAGAAUUUCUUGGCUUGUCAGAGAAGGUUGUCAAAGUUGCAGGAGGCCUGCCAUUAGCUCUAAAAGUAUUUGGGUCACAUUUUUCCUCAAUAAAUAGAGUUAGAGAAGUAUGGGAGGUUGAGUUGGGAAAAUUGCAAAGACAUUCACAUCAAAAAGUUCUUGAAAGACUUAAAAUAAGCUAUGAUGGGUUGGAGCUUACACAGAAGUGCGUAUUUUUGGAUGUAGCAUGUUUCCUCAUUGGGUCAAGUAAAGAGGAAGCAUUAUUCUUCUGGGAAGAUCACUAUGCUGCAGAUGAUGCAAUUAAUGCUCUUGAAAGCAAGUCUCUUCUCACCAUGGAUGUUGAUAAUCGGUUCAGAAUGCAUGGCUGAAAUCAGGUAUGGGAAGAUGGAUAGUUAAAGAAGCAGGCAAUCUCAAUCCUCACAUGUACAGCAGACUUUGGGAUAGGGAUGAUGUAUCUAAGGUAUUGGAGGAUACAAAGGUAAGGCCUGAAUUUGUUCUUAUUACAUUUCUAUCAUGGUGUUGGCAUUGUAACUAAUUAUCUCUGACUCUCUUGGUGUCUUACUCAAGCUUAGGUAAUAGAGGAGCAAUUUUAGUUUACUGAUGUCAAUUUGUUCAAGACCCCACAAUUUGGUCUAAUGGCCUUUGUUCAUUAGCCUUGAACCAAACCGUUUACUUUGUGAUUAGGACAUUGUCUUUCGACAUUAUUUUCCACUCAAGUCAAUCCAUAGUGUUACUAUUCUGCAAGCUCUUUGAGUCCUGCUUAAUUUGUUAUCACAUCUUCUGCUCUUUAACUUUUGCCUUCAUAGUUAAUCGUGAUUCAUUCUUUUUUACUUAGACUUUAGGUCCUCAUUGAAUUUUUGCGUCUCACACCAUGAGAAUUAUGGUAUCUUUAUAAUAAUUGAGUGUAAUCUUCAGAAGUUAGUAGCCCCCAAAUGGAUGCCAAUAUUGCUGCAAGUUAUGCCACUAUUUGUGUGGUAGUGUCUACUAUAACUGUAAUAAGUGACAAAUCUUGGCAAUUGCUGUUUUAGUGAUUUUAUCUUAGUGGUUCCUAUCUUAUCGGCUAUUUUUCAAAACCAUCUUUUUCAUUUGGAGUUUUCCAAAUCCAGCCUUGGACACACCCAUCCUUUUAUACUUCCAAGAUGGCUUAAGGUAAGAAGUUAACAUGGGAUUGAAAAUAGAGCAGAAGGAUACCUUCGCCGUCAACUGUAACCUAAUACAUAAGAUGAGUUUUUUGCAUAUGUGAAACUUUCUGAAGACUAACCAUAUAAUUUGCAUGUUCAAAAAAAUUCACAAUUGUUAUAUAAAAUUAUUUCUUUUUGCAUGUAUAUAUAAUUUCGUAAUCCAAAAAAUUGGACUAAUGAUUUUGAGAAUCCUAUACAAUAUAAAAAUAUUAUUAAAGUUGAUUGUGAAGUUGUUUUGGGUAUCAGCACUAUUUAGUCAGCACUAUUUAGUUAGUUUGGUAAAAAAAAACUCGUCUAUAACCUUUUCUGUUCAAUUUUAUGUAUAAUCAGGUCAUCCCUAUCCUUUAUUUAUGAAUUGUCUUUAAAGGGCAAAACUGUCGGUUGAUUAGAUUUUCCAACUUAAUAUUCCUUUACCAAAGUUCAUGGAUAAAAACCUAUGGAUUUUAAUCCAUGGAUUGAUUACCAAGAGAUAGUUGUUCAUAGUGUCUAGCGUAUGAUUGGCAGAGAUUAAAAUCCUUAAAAUAUUGUCUACUGUCUGAUGGUAUUGAAUUAAAAUUCAUAGACAAAAAAAAAAUAUCUGUUGCAAAGCCUGGCCUACACGGUAAGCUUUAAGUGGUAUUAAUUAUUAAAAGCUAACUAUUGAAGCAGGAGGUCACUUGAUUUAUGUACCAUUUCUUCUAUUGUUUCCGGUUUAAAGGCGGGUUCUAUUGUUUCUGGUUUAAAGGCCCACCAAGUUUGGAAGAAAAGGAAAGACUGAUUCUGCCAAAUGUCGGAGAUUCAAAAAACACGUUUCUCACUUGAUUGCAUAUUUCUAGAAUGAUUUUCUUGGCUGAUAAGGUGGUGGAACGUCCUCAAGGAUCAGAUACUGGGCUCUUGAAAGAACAACGAUAAACUGAUUCUGAAGUUCUAAAUGUUUUAUCAUUUCAAAAUUUCGUAUAUUAACUUCAAGCAAGAAAAGAAAGGAGGAAAGCAAUUAAUACUGAAGACCAAGCCAUCGAGCCUUGUGAACCUGUUCAGCAGCUGAGAGCACGUUUCAAACAUUGAGCCUUGUGAACAUGCCAAGGAGGAGGCUGCGGUGGAAGGGUGAGCUGCUCUAGAGGGGCAUUCAAAUGGCGGUUAAAGAGAUGAAACUACUGUGGAUGCUGCAGUUGAUGCAGAUGUUGCAGUGAAGUGGUGCAAUGAAAUUCUUGUUGUGGGAGAAAAAAUGAGAUGCACCCACAGUAAACUUUUCUAUCCAAAAGCAAGCUACAGAACGAAAGCAGGGCACUCAGAGCGAGUGUGUAGCGGAAGCAUGGACAAGCGCAAUGAAGGCCAAUCCAGGGCAGUCGCUCCUGGGAAUCCCUCAGGAAGACAGAGCCAGAGCACGCCUAAGGCAGGCACAUGACAAGAAUAAAGAGCAAGCCUGUCUUGAAUUUCCAGAAGGCACAGAACUGCAGCAUGAGCACCAAAGUUCACUGCUCGGAAAGCUUCUUCGUGACUAGGACCAAAGCCUACAGCGGAGCCACAAGGAAAGUGGAUGAUAGAUUUGGAAAACUUGAGAAGGGUAUAAACUCUGGAACUCGAGUAAUAGGAUGAGGAGCAUUAUGGAAAAAUUUCCUAUUGUUAUCCAGCCUAUGCAUUCUCUGGUAGAAAUCUCGACCAUAAUUUUAAGAAAAUCAGAUGACAAACAAGAACUUAAUGUUUAA
Nymphaea colorata (pocket water lily) is the source of this 4397-nucleotide messenger RNA. RefSeq names its product disease resistance protein RUN1-like. The transcript has 3 exons. The coding region runs from base 352 to 1899 and encodes 515 amino acids. Gene Ontology annotation, biological process: signal transduction; defense response. Lineage: Eukaryota; Viridiplantae; Streptophyta; Magnoliopsida; Nymphaeales; Nymphaeaceae. Gene Ontology annotation, molecular function: ADP binding. The record is from RefSeq and is a predicted model, not a curated record.